AAACCACAGAAAGAUACAAGGCUAAAAAAUCAGUUUAGAGAGGGCUAGUGGGCCGUUCCCUACCUCAAAACAUCACAAGACUCCUUGUAUCGUAUCGUGUCCCCUUAUCCAAUUCCCUUCCCUCCAUUAUCCCAACUUCUUUUCAAUCUCCAUUCUGUUAAUUUAUCUCACUUCUUCAUUAACUACUAAUGGCCUCUGCAAUAACACCAUUAAUUCUCUUCUCUACUUGUGCCACUUCCCAUCUACAACUACUCUCCUCUCCAUCUCCUCCACCUUUCCUUCCUCUAACGUCUCUUGCUUCUGCUGCCUGCAAAACCCGUUUCUCUAGGCUGCCUGAACUUCACAGCCACCGGAAUAUAUUACCAGUCCCUAAAUCCAACCCUGAAAAUGACGGCAUCGUAGCUGCUGAUAACGACGGAGAAGAUGGUGUCUCUUUGGGGACCUUGAAAUUGCCUGGCAAUACUGAUCUUCAGAGAUUUGAGAACUUGCUUUUCCAGUGGGCUAACAGUCUUUGCCAAGGAGCGAAUCUGCCGCUUCCUAUGCCAUUAAAGGUAGACAAAAUACCAGGUGGAACUAGGCUGGGUUUCAUAACAGUUGGAGAUGGAAAGACUGAGGUCCUUGUGUACAUAGAUUGCUUGGUUUUCCCAGCUACAAGUGAUUCAGGUCCGAUUUUCCGAGCCAUAAGAAAUGGAACAUUAAAAGAUGUAUCACCUCCUGGUGAGCCCAGAAUCAUGAGGAGCCUUCUGCAAGCCCUCCAAAAAUCGGUUCGAAUUGCUACAGUUUGAGUUAGUUUGUUAUUUGAGAUGUAAAUGUAUGACACAUGCUUGAACUUUUUCUUGUGCAGUGAUGAAACUAAGUAUUGUUUUUGACAAAA
Messenger RNA from Populus trichocarpa (black cottonwood), 874 nucleotides. RefSeq lists its product as uncharacterized. The coding region runs from base 189 to 785 and encodes 198 amino acids. The record is from RefSeq and is a predicted model, not a curated record. Gene Ontology annotation, cellular component: chloroplast thylakoid membrane; chloroplast stroma. NCBI's taxonomy places the organism in Eukaryota, Viridiplantae, Streptophyta, Magnoliopsida, Malpighiales, Salicaceae. The transcript has 3 exons.